Messenger RNA from Uranotaenia lowii, 3363 nucleotides. It is a transcript of the gene Ctl1, whose product is annotated as choline transporter-like 1. The record is from RefSeq and is a predicted model, not a curated record. The transcript has 6 exons. The coding region runs from base 454 to 2520 and encodes 688 amino acids. Gene Ontology annotation, biological process: transmembrane transport. Gene Ontology annotation, cellular component: membrane. Gene Ontology annotation, molecular function: transmembrane transporter activity. Lineage: Eukaryota; Metazoa; Arthropoda; Insecta; Diptera; Culicidae.
CAGACAGCAUAACAUAACAUCACAGCUCCGAAAUUCAGAACGGUUUGUGUAGUGUGUGCGAGAAGAAGCGUCGUUUUUCGGCGUUCUCGUCAAAAUAAAAUACUUUCAAAGCACACAAAGCAAAGUUUAGGGGCAAAGUAAAACGACGACCAAAAGAACGAUAUAGCGGAAGAUGAAAACCGCCGUCAUUUGUCAAUUAGCACCGCACGCUCGUACGAUUGGAUAAAGCUGCUAGUCGACAUUUCUGAUCGGGGCAUCGUCACGAAGCCACUAAUCGCAAUCGCAUCAUCCAGAUGGAAUUUUUCGCACAACUAGAAUAAUUAACAUUUAACAGUCGGUGCGUGAGUGUUGAAAAUUAUUGCAUUUAAAGGGACCAAGUGCUAGUUUUUUGCGGAUCAAGAAGUGUAACAAUUUUACGCGAGAAGAGAGUUACGUCGUACGCGUAGUUCCGAUAUGGGUUGCUUCGAGAGCAAACCGUCCGAUCAGCACCAACCUACGGCCGUCCGUGGUUGUACGGACAUUUUCUGGCUUGUUGUGUACGUAGUAUUCUGGAUAGCUUUGCUGGUGAUCGCAGUUUUUUCGUUCGUGUACGGCAACCCGCUCAGGAUCAUCAAUGGAUAUGAUUCGUUUGGCAACACGUGCGGCGUUAAAAGUAAUGAACGGUUCGCACAUUUUCCGCUUUCGGGGAUGAGCACGGUGGAUAAGCCGUACGUAUUUUUUCUGGACAUUAAGGAAUUACGCCAAACACUAAAGAUAUGCGUCAAAGAAUGUCCCAAGAAGGAGAUUGUUUCUGCUACCGAGUUGUAUCGGUACUACGAGGAUAAUGGUGCCAAAUAUUGUCGAUAUGAUUUUAAUAUGAGCCUUUUGACUUCCCCCGAAGCCAAUGGACCAAAGUUUUUCGCCUUUGCCGGACCAUGCCCCAAGUUACCGGUUUACGAAUCUUCGCCAGUUCUACACAGAUGCAUACCGACCGGAAAAAAUGCGCCUCUGAAUAGUGUGAAGGAUAUGUACGCCCUGAUUAAUUCUUGGGGAGCAGCUCAACAAGUAUUUAGUGAUCUGUAUAAAACAUGGCCUACAAUCGUUUUGAUUUGCGCGCUCAGUUUGAUUUUCUCCAUAAUUUUGAUCACUAUGUUACACGUGCUGACAUCCAUCAUUUCGUGGUUGAUUUGCAUCUUCGUUGCCGUAGCCAGCAUCGGAAUCACUGCUGUGCUUUGGUGGAGCUACUACAAAGCGAAACAUACUUUGGAUACGGAUCAAAAGCUGUCCUAUUUGGAGGAGCUGGUGCGCAAUGAAACAACCAUCUAUGUGCUAGCCAUUUUGGCGACAUUUAUCAUGAUUAUCUUGCUGGUGAUUAUUUACUACCUACGCGAAAAGCUCAGUGGCUUGGCAGCACUUUUUGAGGAAGCCGGAAAGUGUAUGAUCCAAUUGCCAGGAUUGGCUGGUCCUCCGUUCCUUGCCUUCAUCGCUUUGGCAGUUUUCCUCACAUUUUGGGUUGUAGUGAUAGUCUGCCUAGCAACGGCCAACUAUCCGAAUGUACGCCCAUUGCUACCGUUCACUCAGCUCAAGGAAAAUCCCAACAAGACUGAUACCGCUGCCAAACCGGAUAUGACCAUCAACAACAAUACCUAUAAGUCAUUCGAUCUGGUCGAGUACCCGGAAGCCGACUAUUUGCGCCAUAUGCUGUGGAUCUACAUCAUUGGGUUGGUUUGGACCACCGAGUUCAUCUUCGCCUGUCAGCAACUGGCAAUUGCGGGUGCCGUCGCUUACUGGUACUUUGGCAAACAAGCCGAUACGCCCGUGCUGCACGCCAUCGCCAAACUGGUGAAGUAUCAUCUGGGCUCCGUUGCCAAGGGUUCAUUCAUCAUCACCCUAUUCAAAAUUCCUCGGCUCAUUUUGACCUACCUUUAUACGAAAUUGAAACGUCACCAGCAGGAAGGUUCCGAAUGCGCUAGCUGUUGUCUCAAGUGUUGCAUCUGCAGUUUCUGGCUAUUGGAGAAGUUUAUCAGAUAUUUGAACCAUAACGCGUACACCGUGAUUGCCAUCGAAAGCGUUAACUUUUGUCCGGCUGCAAAGAUUGCAUGGAAUGCACUUGUUACCAAUGCACUCCAAGUGGCAACGAUCAACGGUAUUGGUGAUUUUGUACUAUUCUUGGGAAAACUGGCUGUUGCCGCUCUGUGCGGGUUGAUCAGUAUCCUUAUGCUUAGGGAUAAUCCAGACGUUCAUUUCUACAUGGCACCAGUAAUUAUAAUAACGAUUUUCUCGUUUUUCGUGGCACAUAUUGUCCUUUCUCUUUAUGAGAUGGUGGUAGAUACUCUUUUCCUGUGUGUUUGUGAAGAUCGCACCAUCAAUGGCAACCAAGGUCGCUGGAAGGAAAGCAACUUAGCACGACUGCUCGGUGAAAACCCCGAGGAACCAGAUGCGGUCGAAGCACCCAUGCAGGUGGUCGAAAUGACACCCAUCACCAAGCAGCCGUUUUCAAUUCAAAACAUCCAAAUGACUGAAAUCGAAAACAAAGCCUAAAGCAAGCAACGAUCAUCGCAAUACGAUUGAUUGAUUUUACUUAAGUAGAAUGUGUCAUACCUCAAAAAGAUGUUCAGAAAACACAAUACACAUUCACCUCAAAAAGACAAAAAAAACGGCACAAUAUUGCAAAUUGCAACAAAUUCAAACUGCUCUCAAAAGCAACAUAGAAUUUAGCCAACCAAUAACUCUCCUCCGAUGGCAAAGCUUAUCGAUAUAAAUGUGCUUUACUAACUACCAACAAAAAAAUGCCAAUACUGUGGCUACGAAGAUAAUCUGUAAGCUUAAAGUUAUGAACAUUGUGUUAACACCUCGAAUGUAUGACUCUGCAUACGGGAGAUUCAUUCCAUCCAUUCAGAAUAUUUCGUAAAAUAUUCGUUGAAAUCAUUCAAGGUUUCAUGCAUUGUCAUUUAAAGCUCAAAUUUCACGUUUAACUAUACGCUAUUUAUUAUACAAAAAUCUAACAUUUUAAACUAUCCUUCUAUCCGUCAUUAGAAAUCCCAUUUCGUCGCUAUCAGAGGCAGAUUUAUUUGAAACAACAUCUUCCAUUCACUAAACAAACAUGAGUUCCCAUAAAACAAAAGUUAACCACACAAAAGUUAAUUUGCCAAUCGUGUUAAAGAGUUUAUUUUUUUAUCAGAUUUUAUAUCAUCAUCAUCAUCAUUGAAAAAGUUUAUAGUAUAGUUAUUAAAGUUCAAUAGAUUCUAACACAAAUGUGAACCAGCGAAGGAAUCGUUUUGAAAUUAUAUGUUUGCUUUAUAUACAUAACAUAGUAUUUAUACAACGAUUUUCAAUGUAAACACAAUAAAUUUGGAACUCAAUAAAUUUAUAUGCCAAUAUUCA